Messenger RNA from Chinchilla lanigera (long-tailed chinchilla), 3135 nucleotides. RefSeq names its product RAS protein activator like 3 (gene Rasal3). NCBI's taxonomy places the organism in Eukaryota, Metazoa, Chordata, Mammalia, Rodentia, Chinchillidae. Gene Ontology annotation, biological process: regulation of GTPase activity. The record is from RefSeq and is a predicted model, not a curated record.
AUCCUGCCCCGGCUGUGCCCUUGCAGCCUGGCUGUGGGGUGGGGUAGGACAGCCAGGGUCACGUGGAAUUGGGUUCAGUGGGAGGAAGCCAGGCUGGGUGCAGACGGCUGCUGAUUCUGGGGCUGGCCAGGAAAUCAAGGAUCGCCUCCGCCAUGGACUCACCGUCACCGAGCCAGCUCUGCCAACCCCAGCCCGCGGCCCCGUCUCCACUGACAUCCUACCGCUGGCACCUGGGGGGCAGUGGGGAGAAGGGGUCUGGAGGCUUCCGCUGGGGCCGCCUCGCCGGCUGGGGAAGGGCACUGAGUCACCAGGAGCCCAUGGUGAGCAGCCAGCCAGCCCCUCGUUCACUAUUCCGUCGGGUGCUCUCUGCACCCCCCAAAGAGUCACGGAGCAGUCGCCUCCGGCUUUCCAAGACCCUCUGGAGUCGGCACAAGAGCGCACCACUGGAGCCAGAGCCGGAGCCAGAGGCCGCAGAACCAGAGCUGGAGCCAGAGCCACUUGUCCCACAGCUCCCUGAGGCCCCCAGCCCGGAUGUGCCUGUCUGGGACAUCGGGGCCUUCACCCUGCUUGAUGGAAAGCUGAUGCACGUUAGAGGAGAGGAGGAGCAGGGUCCUCGCCGGCCCCGGGUGGGGAGCGCUAGCUCGGAGGGCAGCAUGCAUGUGGCCAUGGGAAAUCUCAGGGACCCAGAUCGAACCCCUGGGAAGACUGAGCCAGAGGCUGCUGGCUCCAGCCAAGUCCACAAUGUUCGGGGGUUGCUCAAGAGGCUGAAAGAGAAGAAAAAGUCCAGGUCGGACCUGGGAGCCAGCGUGGCUCGGGAUGGGCCCCCCAGCACUCUGGGCUCUAGAGAAUCGCUGGUCACCCUCUCCGAGCUGGACCUGGGCGCAGAGCGGGAUGUGCGGGUCUGGCCGCUGCACCCAAGCCUCCUAGGGGAGCCCCACUGCUUCCAGGUGACAUGGGCGGGCGGUAGCCGCUGCUUCUCUUGUCGUUCGGCUGCUGAGAGAGACCGCUGGAUCGAGGACCUUCGUCGCCACUUCCAGCCGAUCCAGGACAACGCAGAGCGGGAGGAGACGUGGCUGAGCGUGUGGAUCCACGAGGCGAAGGGGCUGCCCCGGCCGGCGGGGGCGCAGGGCGUGCGAGCAGAGCUGUGGCUAGACGGCUCGCUGCUGGCGCGCACCGCUCUGCGAGCCGGGGCGCUGCGGGCGCGGGUGCGGGCGCGUCGCCUGCGGGUGCUGCAGUCGGAGCGCUACAAGGAGCUGGCGGAGUUCCUCACCUUCCACUACGCGCGCCUCUGUGGGGCGCUGGAGCCCGCGCUGCCCGCCCAGGCCAAGGAGGAGCUGGCGGCCGCCAUGGUGCGCGUGCUGCAAGCCACCGGCCGGGCGCAGGCAUUGGUGACAGACCUGGGCACCGCGGAGCUGGCUCGCUGUGGAGGCCGCGAGGCGCUGCUGUUCCGAGAAAACACUUUAGCCACCAAGGCCAUUGACGAGUACAUGAAGCUGGUGGCGCAGGAUUACCUCCAGGAGACCCUGGGGCAGAUUGUAGGACGUCUCUGCGCCUCCACCGAAGACUGUGAGGUGGACCCCAGCAAGUGCCCAGCCCCAGAGCUGCCAGAGCACCAAGCCAGACUUCGGAACAGCUGUGAGGAGGUCUUUGAAACCAUCGUCCACUCCUACGAUUGGUUCCCGGCAGAGCUGGGCGCUGUGUUCUCAGGCUGGCGAGAAGCAUGCAAAGCACGAGGCUCUGAGGCUCUGGGCCCUCGACUGGUGUGCGCCUCCCUCUUCCUGCGGCUCCUGUGCCCUGCCAUCCUGGCACCCAGCCUCUUUGGCCUGGCACCAGAACACCCAGCACCAAACCCCGCCCGCACCCUCACGCUGAUCGCCAAAGUCAUCCAGAACCUCGCCAACCGUGCCCCGUUUGGUGAGAAGGAAGCCUACAUGGGCUUUAUGAAUAGCUUUCUGGAGGAUCAUGGACCAGCCAUGCAACACUUCCUGGACCAGGUGGCCAUGAUAGAUGUGGAUGCCGCACCCAGGGGUUACCAGGGCAGCAGCGACCUGGCCCUCCAAUUGGCUGUCCUGCAUGCCCAGCUCUGCACAGUCUUUGCUGAGCUUGACCAGGCAACCCGUGACAGCUUGGAACCGCUGCCCACCAUCCUACAAGCCAUUGAGGAAGGACGACCGGUACCUGUGUCCGUGCCAAUGAGUCUCCCGCCACAGGAGGGAGGCCACACCAGCUUCUCCUCAAGGGAAAAGCCCGGCUUCCUGGCACCCCGGGACCUCUCCAAACACACUCCUCUCAUCAAGAGCCAGUCUCUGCGCACCUUUCAAGGCGCAGGGAGCUGGGCCCGGCGGCAGGCGGAGGAGGAGCGACCCCCGCGGCGGGCCCGGCCGGUGCAGCGAACUCAGAGCGUCCCUGCCACCCGACGCCGCGCAUCCCUGGGGCCCCAAUCGCGCCCUAAAGGCGCCAUCCGAUCCGGCCACCCGGCCCGCGGCCGGCCCUGGACCGGAGUCUCUGCCUCGCUGCCUCGAAAGCCAUCGGUGCCCUGGCAGCGCCAGCUAGACCAGCCGCGGGACCGAAACCAGGCGUCAGGCACACACCGACCUGUGGGCAAGCUGGCAGAACUGCAGGGUGAAGUGGCCGCGCUGCGCGAGGAGCAGAAAGCGCUGUCCCGCCUGGUGGAGUCGCUGAGCACUCACAUCCGGGCCCUGACAGAGCAGCAGGAGAAGCUGAGGGGACAGCUGCAGGAGCUGGACACCAGGCUCCGCGCGGGCACCUCGGAGCUGGAUCCAGAGGGUAGUCUUCCAAGUGGUGAAAGCCGUAGGUUGAAAAGUCUGGAGUGCCGCCUGACUAAGAUGGAGCACACUCAGACCCAGCUGAAGGGUUCAGUCCAGAGCCUACAACUCCUUCUGAGGACGCCGGGGCCUGGAAGCCAGUCCCCGCCGCUCCAAGCACCCUGCGUCAAUGGAGAUACCACCUGAGCGGCCCAUCCCACCCCAUGUGCCCCAGGAGCACAGCUGUCUUGGGGAAGGGUCUGACUCUGCCUUAGACCAAGCAGGCCUAAGGCAGAGUGUGUAGCUGUGGGUGCCAACCAUUCUGGUCCUGUGAAGUUGUGCAGUAAAAUCUUGAUUUCAGUAUAACUGG